GCGCGGCAAAUAUACCGUUAAGAACCGGCUAGCGACGCGUGUGGAGUCAGAAUAUCGACAUUCAAGUAACUGCCUUCUACGUGAGCGAGUGAGUUUUAAGCAAAUAAAAUGUCUGUAAUACCAAUAUCAAAUCCGGUAGUCCAAUCGUAUAUUUUAUAUUCGGCGAUAUUAGCAUUAAAGUUAAUAUCUGUAUCGACUUUAACAUCACUAGUGCGGAUGACACGAGGGGUUUAUUCAAAUCCAGAAGAUGCUAAGGCUUUGAGAGGCAAAGUUAAAUUAGACGAUCCAGCUGUAGAAAGGACUCGGCGCGCUCAUCUCAACGACUUGGAGAAUAUUCCAGCAUUUUGGAUACUCGGAGCUUUGUACGUGACAACUGGACCGGUGGCAGCGUGGGCUACACUACUCUUCAGAGUGUACACAGUGAGCAGAAUUAUACAUACAAUUGUGUAUGCAGUGGUACCUCUACCGCAGCCGACGAGGGCUAUAGCUUACAUAAUUCCCACUGUUAUCAUGUGGUAUAUGGGUAUUCAAGUUGUGUUAUAUUACAUGAGCGCCUUGUAAUUGUAAUUUUGUUAACUAUGGUUA
Messenger RNA from Vanessa atalanta (red admiral), 585 nucleotides. RefSeq names its product microsomal glutathione S-transferase 1-like. The record is from RefSeq and is a predicted model, not a curated record. Gene Ontology annotation, cellular component: membrane. The transcript has a single exon. Lineage: Eukaryota; Metazoa; Arthropoda; Insecta; Lepidoptera; Nymphalidae. Bases 109 to 561 code for a protein of 150 amino acids.